ACCACACUCACUCCCCUUCACUCUUCCUUGCCUGGCUGGGAGAGAAGAGAAGAGUUUGUCCCCUCUUCCUCUCUCUUCUCCUUCCAAGGAAAUGUGAUUGUUGGCUGAGAAUUCUGGACUAGAACCUGUUCAGGGAUUUCUUUCCCUUGUGAGAAGAGAGAGGAAGAGCAUCUUGGAUCCAGUUUGAGUGGUUCCAGCAUGGAGAGACCCAACUCACCUGGACCUGAAGCACAACUUGGGAGCAAUGAGGCAUCCUGGAAAAAAACAACACACAAGUUCCAGAAUGUGGACCUAUAUAGCUCAGACACAAAACGCCAGCGCUUCAGGCAUUCCUCCUUCCGAGAGGGUGAGGGACCCAGAGAGGUUUGCAGCCGCCUCCACUCUCUCUGCCGCCAGUGGCUGAAGCCAGAGCAACACACCAAGGCGGAGAUGCUGGACCUGGUGAUCCUGGAGCAGUUCCUGAGCAUCCUGCCCCCAGAGAUGGGGAGCUGGGUCCGAGAGUGUGGGGCAGAGACCUCUUCCCAGGCAGUGGCCCUGGCGGAAGGCUUCCUCCUGAGUCGGGCAGAGGACGAGAAGCAGCAAGGACAGGUGAGAGCAUUGCCUCGUGGCUUCACUCACCUUGCCACUGUGGAGCCCCCGGUCCAAAGUAACUGCAUUAAAGUCCAACCUGAUGUCUCUGAAUCAGAGAAACAUCUAUCAGACGCCACCCAGAGACUCCAGCAGAAGGACCUCAAGCAGGAAGAAGAUUGGGCUACAGCCUUGGAGGUAGAUAACUGGGAGAGGAGCAAUGUAUGCACCAAAUGCAGGAAGCAUUUUGGGCACAACGGGGGCCUUUGUAGACACCAGCAAGCCCAGAGCGAAGAUGAAGAUUCUGCCGGAGAAAGGCCCUACAAAUGCAAUGAAUGGUUGUCUUCUCUUAUUUAG
This is a messenger RNA of Anolis sagrei ordinatus, 924 nucleotides long. Lineage: Eukaryota; Metazoa; Chordata; Lepidosauria; Squamata; Anolidae. The record is from RefSeq and is a predicted model, not a curated record.